Messenger RNA from Etheostoma cragini (Arkansas darter), 10922 nucleotides. It is a transcript of the gene adgrl1a, whose product is annotated as adhesion G protein-coupled receptor L1a. Gene Ontology annotation, biological process: heterophilic cell-cell adhesion; cell surface receptor signaling pathway; adenylate cyclase-activating G protein-coupled receptor signaling pathway. The coding region runs from base 853 to 5421 and encodes 1522 amino acids. The transcript is spliced from 25 exons. Gene Ontology annotation, cellular component: axon; postsynaptic density; presynaptic membrane. Gene Ontology annotation, molecular function: G protein-coupled receptor activity; carbohydrate binding; latrotoxin receptor activity. Lineage: Eukaryota; Metazoa; Chordata; Actinopteri; Perciformes; Percidae. The record is from RefSeq and is a predicted model, not a curated record.
UUGUAAUAGGCCUGAUGCAGAACUGCAGCGGUCGAAAAGACAGUGUGAAUGGUCCUGAUGAUGAGAUCAGAGUGUGUGCUGCCUGCCGACAAAGAGGGAAACUAAAGACUAGUAAUCCGCUCGCUGCGUCAGUACGCACAAGAUAAAACCGCAGAUGGCCUGACUAUCCCAAUCCUAAUUCAAACGGGUAGAAUCGAAAAAGAAUACAGCCCAUGAAGGUGAAGAGUCUACAUUUUAGAAAAAAAAGGAAGGGUCCUGUGAACAGAACCUGCACAUCAGACAUCUAAGAGCCUGAUUCGUCUUACGCAGACGUUUUGCGACGGUGGCACAUUUGCUCACAUGCUCACCACGCACCAGGGACGGACGGACAACACGAUUACAACUUCAAUUGCGUUCAUAUUCCUCCUCAGUUUGACCGUCACCGCUUAACGUUGUAACUCGCAUGUUAUUACCGUUGUUAAGCAGGACAAUGGUGUCGUCGCUGUUAUUUAUUUUGAUGCCCAAACGGGCGAAUUUUCACGAGAAUCUGCUCUGUCCGUGAGGAUGUCCCCACACUGCCUUUAACAUAUUUUUAGUCGGGUGGAUUUUCCCCCCUAUCCCAUUUUUCCGUCGGUUUGUCUUUAAGAUAGCGGGCUAUUAAUUUUUAAUUCUUAUGCAUCCGCACGAAGAAGGGACCAGAGAGGAGAAAACGAGUGAUAACUAAAGGGGAAGAGAAGGAGAAGGAAGCAAGUGAGGAGGGAAGCGAGAAUGAAAGAGACACACUGAGCAAUCAAGUAAAAGGAGAUUGGAGGAAUCAAGGAUCACUCACGCAUUAGCAUCACCCCUUGUCCUGCCCCCUGGUCAGCCUCCAGCAUGGCUCUAGCAGUCUGGAUCAUCUUCACCUGUGCUGUGGCUUUCUGCAACAUUUCUCCAUCCUCACCAGCUCUGAGCCGGUCAAUGAUGCCCUUUGGCUUGAUGCGUCGAGAGCUGGCAUGUGAAGGCUACCCGAUCGAGCUGCGCUGCCCUGGAAGUGAUGUCAUCAUGAUUGAGACAGCCAACUACGGCCGCACCGAUGACAAGAUCUGUGACGCAGACCCCUUCCAGAUGGAGAAUGUGCAGUGUUACCUGCCCGACGCCUUUAAGAUUAUGUCACAGAGGUGUAAUAACCGCACCCAGUGUGUGGUGGUAGCCGGGUCGGACGUGUUCCCAGACCCAUGCCCAGGGACCUACAAGUACCUGGAGAUCCAGUAUGAGUGUGUCCCCUACAUCUUUGUGUGUCCGGGGACGCUGCUGCGGGUGCAGCCGGCUAGCUUAUUGCAGGAGGCCGAGCAUCAGGCAGGGGCGUGGUGUAAGGACCCGCUCCAGUCUGGGGACCGUCUGUACGUCAUGCCCUGGACCCCCUAUCGUACUGACAUGCUGUAUGAGUAUGCCUCCUGGGAAGACUUCAAACAGAACCGAGCCACAACCACCUACAAGUUGCCCAACAGAGUUGACGGCACAGGGUUUGUGGUGUACGAUGGUGCAGUAUUUUACAACAAAGAACGCACUCGAAACAUUGUUAAGUAUGACCUGCGGACACGCAUCAAGAGCGGCGAGGCAAUCGUCACAAACGCCAACUACCAUGACACCUCGCCCUACCGCUGGGGAGGGAAAUCGGACAUCGACUUGGCUGUGGAUGAGAACGGUCUCUGGGUAAUCUACGCCACUGAGGCCAACAAUGGACGACUGGUGGUCAGCCAGGUGAACCCCUACACCCUGCGCUUUGAAGGCACCUGGGAUACCAGCUUUGACAAGAGGAUGGCAUCCAACGCCUUCAUGGCGUGCGGUGUGCUUUACGCCGUGCGGUCUGUCUACCAGGACGAUGACAGCGAAGCAGGGGGCGACCUUGUGAUGUAUGGGUAUAAUACGAACCGGGCCCGCGAGGAGCCUGUUAACAUCGCUUUCCCCAACCCCUAUCAGUAUAUUUCCUCUGUGGACUAUAACCCUCGAGACAACCAGCUUUAUGUCUGGAACAACUAUAAUGUGCUGCGCUAUCCGCUGGAGUUUGGACCACCAGACCCCACUACGGGCCCACUGACCACCACCCAAGUGACCACCACUCUUCCAGCCAGGCCCUUCACCUCCAGUGCCAGCCCCUCUACCGCCAAGCCUCUGGCCCCCACCUCACACCCAAUCGGCUCCAUCAACAAGCACCCUGAUCUUCGACCAAUCACAGCCACUGUGCCUGUCACCCGCCGGUCACCCCUCCCUCCUCAAGGCUCAGAGCCCCAUGUCUGUGAGGCCAAGCUGGUCCGUGGUGUCCAGUGGCCCUCCACUCAGAGAGGAGAAACAGUAGACCGCCCAUGUCCCAAAGGCUCUUUAGGCAUUGCUUCGUUCCAGUGCUUGGUGGAGCAGGUCAUGUGGAACCCGCGGGGUCCUGACCUGAGUAACUGCACCUCCCCGUGGGUCAACCAGGUGGCCCAGAAGAUAAAGAGUGGCGAGAAUGCCGCCAACAUAGCCGGAGAGCUAGUGAACCACACACGGGGCCGGAUCCAGGCUGGAGAUGUCAGCUCAUCUGUGCGACUGAUCGAGCAACUGCUGGACAUACUGGAUGCCCAGCUUCAGGCCCUGAGGCCUGGAAACAAGGAGUCCGCUGCACGAAACUACAACAAGCUCCAGAAGCGAGAGCGGACCUGUCGGGCCUACAUUCAGGCGGUAGUGCAGACAGUGGACAACUUGUUACGUCCCGAGGCCCUGGAGUCGUGGCAGGACAUGAACAGCACAGAGCAAGCCCACACUGCCACCAUGCUGCUGGACGUCCUGGAAAAGGGAGCUUUCCUGCUGGCCAACAACAUGUAUGGCAAUCGCUUUUCUGACCGAGCGCCCAGCAUUGAUCUCGAGGUGCAUGUGCUGAACACGGAGAUGGACCUGCAGGACUUGUCCUUUCCACAGAACUAUGCCAGUGAAGGCACCAUCCAGCUUUCAGCUUCCACUAUCAAACAGUACAGUCGGAACGGACAAGUCAAGGUGGUGUUCAUUCUUUAUAAAAACUUGGGAUCCUUCCUCUCCACUGAGAACGCCACAGUGAAGAUGGAAGUGGAUGGGCCAAGCCACGAUAAGAAGCGCCUGGCGGUCAACUCCCAUGUAAUUGCUGCGUCCAUCAACAAAGAGUCCAGCAGAGUGUUUCUCAUUGAGCCAGUGGUCUUCACACUCAAACAUCUACAGUUGGAGGAUUUUUACUCUCCAAAUUGCUCCUUCUGGAACUACUCGGAGCGCUCCAUGACAGGCCAGUGGUCGUCGCAGGGCUGCAAGUUGCUGGACACCAACAACACACACACCACCUGCUCUUGCAGCCACCUCACAAACUUUGCCGUGCUCAUGGCUCACCACGAGCCCGAUUACCAGGGGAGAAUGCAUGAACUGAUCCUGUUUGUGAUCACCUGGGUGGGGAUUGUCAUCUCCCUAGUGUGUCUAGCCAUCUGCAUCUCCACUUUCUGCUUCCUGCGGGGCCUGCAGACUGACCGCAACACCAUCCACAAGAACCUCUGCAUCAACCUCUUCAUCGCCGAGUUGCUCUUCCUCAUCGGCAUCGACAAGACCGAAUACCAUAUUGCCUGUCCCAUCUUUGCUGGCCUUCUGCAUUUCUUCUUCUUGGCUGCCUUCUCCUGGAUGUGUCUGGAGGGUGUGCAACUCUAUCUCAUGCUGGUGGAGGUCUUUGAGAGCGAGUACUCCCGCAAAAAGUACUACUAUCUUUGUGGCUACUGCUUCCCCGCACUGGUGGUGGGCAUCUCUGCGGCUAUAGACUACAGGAGCUAUGGAACCAAGAAAGCAUGCUGGCUGCGAGUGGAUAACUACUUCAUCUGGAGCUUCAUUGGACCCGUUUCAUUUGUUAUUAUGCUCAACCUCAUUUUCCUCAUGAUCACUUUACACAAGAUGAUCCGCAAUUCUUCAGCACUCAAACCUGACUCCAGCCGCCUGGAUAACAUUAAGUCUUGGGCUCUGGGGGCCAUUGCUCUGCUGUUCCUGCUGGGGAUGACGUGGGCCUUUGGCCUCCUCUUUAUUAAUGAGAACACAUUAAUCAUGGCCUAUCUCUUCACCACCUUCAACGCCUUCCAGGGCAUGUUUAUCUUCAUCUUCCACUGUGCACUGCAGAAGAAGGUUCAUAAGGAGUACAGUAAGUGUCUGCGCCACUGCUACUGCUGCAGCCGCACCUCCACCACCAGCUCUCACGGCUCCCUGAAGAACUCAGGACUGCGUGCCAACAACCGCUACUACAGCGGCAGCCAAGCUCGCCAUGCAGCAGCCCACCGACAGAGUCGGAUCCGCAGGAUGUGGAACGACACGGUUCGCAAGCAGACAGAAUCUUCUUUCAUGGCGGGAGAUAUCAAUAGCACCCCGACACUCAACCGGGCGACCAUGGGCAACCACCUUCUGACGAACCCAGUGUUACAGACUCGGACUGGUACCUCUCCUUACAACACUCUGCUGGCUGAGAGCUUCACCCCACCCUCACCUGGUGUCUUCAACUCUACCGGAACCUUCCGUGACCCAAAGAGCACGUUAUCAAAGGCCCGCGACCCCUGUGGAAUGGAAACCCUGCCCUUGAAUGGUAACUUCAACAACAGCUACUCCCUGCGCACUGGCCCAGGGGUUGUAAGUGGGGGCAGCUGUGACUUCCUUGGUGGUGGGGGCAAAGACAGUCCCCCGCCCCUCUUCAAUCCCCGUGGCUCAGAGACACUGGCAGGCGGAGGCAUCCGGCGAAACCUCUCUGAUGCUGCGGCCUUCGAGAAAAUGAUCAUCUCUGAGCUUGUGCACAACAACCUAAGAGGUGGUGUUGGAGGAGGAAAUGGAGGAGGUGAUGUAGCAGACAGGGUGUGCGGCAGCCUGGCCAGGGGACGUCCUCACGGUGGGGUUGGUCGGGGGACAUCGGGUGCCGGGCCAGAGCCAUGUAUGGAUGAAGGCGAAGACUUUCUUAGAGAAGGGCGGCAACGCACCCCACAGGAUGUGGAGCUGCUUUACAAAGCUCUGGAGGAGCCCCUGCUGUUGCAGCGAGCCCAGUCGGUCCUCUACCAAAGCGAUCCAGAGGAGUCAGAGAGCUACACGGCCGACCUCACCGAGAGCCUGGGCCACAGCGGCCACAGUGGCCAGAAUGCUGGUGGGCAGGCUGGCAACAGAGCGCCAGACUCCCCUGCUCGUGACUCCCUGUACACCAGCAUCACCAACCUGCGAGACUCACCUUACCCUGACAGCAGUCCUGAGCCCCUGGAGGUGGUCCCCCGUACGGCCCAGCCCCCUGAGGAGCUGUACUACAGCUCCGGGAGGCCCGCCCUGGGCUCUCGUGGGGCCCCCAUGCAGACCUUCUACCAGGCCCCGCCCAGAAGACCGAGUGGGGAAGGACACCAGGCUCAGGAGCCUGUUCACAAUGAGGGAGACGGACAGAUGCAGCUGGUCACCAGCCUGUGACUGGAGCCUGAAGGAGGAAGUUGGGGACUAAUAUGAUGGCCAAAGCCGCCUCCUUGCCCGCCUCGUUCUCGCGUCUCUCCACUUUCUGCUUGUUUGGUUGCCUUUCUUUCUCUUGACUUUUAUUUAACUACUGUAACAGAUGAGCAAACAGAGUGACCUUCAGGUGGAGUCGUGCCUGACUCUGCAGAAUCAGCCUUUCUCUCUAACCCUUCCCCGUCUUAUGCAGUUGAGUGAUAAGGUUUUUUUUCCGAGCAUUCAUCGGCUCCCUGCAAACCCCAGUCCUCCCCAUUUUCUUUGGUACCCUAAGGCCAAGUCAAGCACUCUGAAUGUACCGAUCUACCCCCUUUACCUUCAGAUAUUUCAAAACUUUGAAACUUUGUUAAAGUUUUUUUAUGUAAUAUCUCUUUAGACCUCCGGAGAUGGGAAUAUCAUUUUAUAUUUGAUCUCAUUUCCCUUUCGUACCAUCUAUAGGUCUUUUUUGAGUCAUCAUGUGAUUGGAGUAGUUAGCUGUGGAGACAGGGAAUAUAGUUCACUAUUAUUACCUAAAAAAUGUCUCACAGAAAGCUCUUCAUUGUUGCCAAAAAUAUCUUUUAUUGAGCCAGAACAGAAACUAGAACAUUUACACACAGACACACACACACACACACACUCACACACACACACACACAUGCUCACUCAUCCAGAAGUGCUCAUUACUGAACAUCAAGAGUGAAAACAGUACUCCAUCUAAGUAAAAGGAAACAAGAGCUUUUGUUCCAAGCAGACAGUGGGAGCUGAUUCAGAGUAGUUGCCUUCAUUUCCUCUUGCUGUGAAUCAACGACUAUGUACAGAAGUGGAGUAGAGGCAGAGACGAAGACUGACGAGGUGCUGCACCACCCCUCCAGAGCAGGAAACCUGCAUCCAUAAGACUGGCCAAUCCUCUCCACUCUUCUCUCGGGUGGUUUGCUUUAGGCAUUUGAAAAGUUAAAUGACUGCCUUGCUAAGUUUUGAAAGGAGUCUUCAAUUUGUUGACUUUGGGUCUGCAUCCUCUGGGGGCUGCAGGAGUGGAUAUAUGUCACCCCCUACCCUUGUACUUUGCUGAUAGAGCCCAGCCAGUUGAAGUGGACUUGUUUUCCCUGUGUGGUUGUGACAAACAAGACUGUAAACACCGCAAACGCACUGGUCGGCCAAUUGGUAUAAGCGUGUACAUAGGAACCACACAUGAAUCUACUUUAUUCCUACUAUGUAAAUAGAGAUACCAGAUGAUCAAAAGCAACAAAAAGUAACAAAUACUAUGAAACAUGACUUCUUGUACUGCAACAAACCAACAAAAGAAAAAAAUAAAAUGUUUUGGAGUUUGUGAACUGAAUGAUAAACUCUAUCUCUUUCCCCCAUGGCUUGAUCCCUCGCUCUCGCUCUUCUGUGCCAUCCAGUGAAAAAUCUUUAGCAAUCCAAUGGAGAGAGAAAGGCAAAGAGAGAGACAGAUUUUAAUGUGUAGUAGAUUUUAUUUAUCUAAAUGGAAAACGGAACAAAAAAAAUCCUGGCACAAUUUGUAUGUAAUAUAAUCCGUAACAUGUUGUUAAUGUUUGACCUUUGACUUUCCCAGGGUGGAAUUGCCAAAAGCAGCGGGGCGGACGGGAGGCAAGCUAGAUAGAUGUCGUCAAAUGUCAUACUGUGCCUCACAGGCACGAUAAAGCAUUGUGGCUGAACAACAGCAUCCAUAAAGUGAUUCGGUUUGCUCUUGUAUUACUUGGAAGAUAUAACCAGAUUACAUACUUUUAACAACAUGGGUUUUAGCAUGUAUGAUGACAUUUGUUUUUAAUAUCAGAAAAUAUUGCAUUCUGCUGUUUCUUAAAAGAUAGUUUCAGCAUAACUCCUGAGCCUAAUGUGACAGUCCAUUCAUUUCCUGUGUGCAUGUGUUUGCGUGCAUGUGUGUAAGUAUGAUAUCUGGGUGGCUGGUUGUGUGUGUUCAGUAUCAAGUGUGCGUGCGUGCGUGCAUGUGUGUGACGUGUACCAGACUUAUGUAUGUGCGCGCACAUUUGAAAGGCUAUUUUUUCUGACAUGUUUUGAAUGCACAGCAGACAAGGGGAAUACUCAUCUCAGAGAGCUGCCAUUACUUCUCUGCCUCAAAUGGAAGUUGCUCAUUCCGUGGUGUUCAGGUACAAGGAGGACAGGAAAAAUAAGACCGCCUGGGGGGAUUGCGAGAUAACCAUAUACCACUAAAAUGACAUACAGGGUUGACUGAUUGGGAGGAACAUGUUUCCAAUAUGCCACCUUAUGCAAGCGAUACAUUUGAGAAAUUAGCUGUCAAGAGAGAGCUGCUCAUGAGGCUCCUUUCAUCCAGCUAAAAUCUGUCUGACCUUUAAAAAAAAAAACGAGUUCGCCUUCUUCUACGCUGUAUUUAUAGGUAUUUGUUAUGGUUUAUUUAUCAGUUUUUAUGUGUGCUUUUGGAAUAUUUAUUCACAUUGAUUUAUUCAUGCCAUUGUUAUUUUUAUUUUUUUGACUGUCUCCCUCGUAAACCUGCGCCAAGCGAACAAGUGCGAUAUGUGGGAAGAACGUGAGCAGAAAAUAAAUGCAUCCACUGCAGUGUGACAUUUGGCUAUAGAGAUUGGCUGUCCGACUUCAAAGAGAACCCAAAGGACAGCUUUUAGCUGUGGCUUCUGGGGCUGACAGAGAGAGAGGGUUAAAGACAGAUAAGGGAGAGGGAUUACAAGGAUUUGGCACCAUUUAUUCUUGUUAUUCAAAUCACUGCUGUAAGUAACAUUGUACGGGCCAUGGAGCGAGAUGAGGCUCAGAAAGAAGGCACUAGUAUAAUCACUUGAGCCAUAGGGGGUUAACACGUGCAAUAUUGCUUUGAUGGUACAUGACUUCGCAGCUGAACCAGGGAGCUGUCUGUGUUUACAAAUGAAAAGACAAUAUGCACAUGUAUUCUGCUCUGCUGCGGUGCUGGACAAUAUGAAGCACGGAUCUCACGGCUCGGUGGCGGGGCACCGUACCGAGGCCGCGCUCACUGGUCAUCUGAGGACAACUGAAUGUAUUUUAACAAGCAUGCCUGAAGAUAAAACAAUUCACUCCAGGGUGGACGUGUUAAUGGGAAACACAAGGCGGCCAUCAUCAUCAUCUUUAUCCCCCAUCACUCUCAUCACCAUCAUCAUUAACUCCAUCCCUCCCUCAUUGUAUUUGACAUAAUCUGCUGAUGCUGAUCUCUACUGUUCAGCUGGGACCUGCCCCGGGGGAGAAACACUGUUUAAAUAGGCUGUCCCCAUGAGAGGAGGAAUGUGCGUCACCUUGGGCCUGCUUCUCGCUUUUCCAGCACCUCCUACCUCCUUUUUUUCCCCUCCCUUUCCCCCAUCUCAUCCACAUUUUAAUAUCAAUCUCAAUGGACACCAUUAGUGCAGCACUUUUUUGAGAGUGUUAAUUUGUUUUGUCAAAAGCUUUGUUUAUCCCAGAUUAAUAUCUCAAUAAACAGAGGAGUGCUGUACUGUUGUAAAUGAUAAUGAUUAUACAGUAGAAAACCCACAGCCCAUGCUGUUGGACAGAGGCUCACACAUAGGAGUUUCUCAACCAUUCAGAGCCCUCCAAACCUGUGAUUACAGUAAUAACACAGUGGGUACUAAUUUACAACACGCCCUCACUCUUUUCUUCUCGCUUUCUGUCUCCGUGUCAGCAAAUGUUUAACAGAAUUCCCAUUUUUAUACUAGCAACGCUGGCAUGCAUAUGCUCCAAUGGAAAAGUGUUAAGUUGUUUUAAAGGUGGGACGCCCAACCUUUGACACAGUGCUGUCUCACCCCUGCAGCUUAGUGUUAGUGGAGAGUGAGCUGUGGCAUUGUUCAGUCUAUCAUUAGACAGCGGAAGUCCCAGGAGACCUACGGUCUGUUUACUUGCAGUUGACCCUUUCACACACAGAGCUAUUUUUUUUUUUCAACCAGUGACUCGUGUGGUCCAUAUCAGACGAGGAGGGCGGAUGGGAGGGAGGUAGUGGUUUGUGAGUUCAACAGCAGCAGGAGGUCAUUAUGUCUGCAAAGACGGGCCCAAGAGGGGACAGAGCUGUGACAACAUCUGCAGAGAUGUCACAAAUCCAUAGUUCCUUCAUAGAGAGAGAGGAUGGCAGGUGAGGGGAGUUUGCGGUGAGGCUGUGCAGGGCUGGAUCUGGAGAUAAGGAGAUACAUGUUUCAGACUGCUUUCUGUGGUGGUUAGCAGUCCCGAGGUUAUCACCUUAUUGUUUAAAUGUUCAAGCUGGCAUGUCAGAUCUCAAGUUUGUUCAUUGAAUAAAACAAAUAUGCCUGUAGAGAAAGAAAGAUGUUGUUAUUGUUGUUUGGUCUAAUGGAUGCUUCCUUUAAAAAAAAUGUGAAAAUGAAUCCACUGCCGCAUCAGCCGAUUAAAGCGAGAUUUUUUGAGUGCUAACAAAUGCGACAGAUUUUCCUAUACAGAUUUAUAAAAAGCAAAUGUAAACAAUGAUAAAGUAGUACUAUUUUGUUAUUGGUCUCUUGUUACAUGUCCACGUGACUACUGAAUACAGUACUCAUAGAGUAGUUUUAAGAAUAUGUAGAGGGGAUGAGGAUUGUGCUGUUUCUCUUUUUUGUUAAACAUGUGUCCAUGAAGUUGUGCCAGAAAUUCCGGCCAUCUUUGAUGCACAGGGUGGGACCAGUAUCAGAGGAGCUUUUGUGUAAGAUGGGCUUCUCCAUGGAGACCCCAAGGUCCCAAACAAACAUAUCUUUUGACACACAUACAUGUAUACAAUACACAUCUUUAGUCAGGUUACGUAGUUUUAUACACUGAAGUGGAGACGUACAUGUAUGUGCGGUAUACUUGUUAACAUUUAUACACAUACAGCCGGAGCAGGCUGAAUCUGUAGGCAUGUUUUUUUCUUUUUUCUUUCUUCUCCUCCAGUGGUUGUGCUGUCUAUGAGAGUGGAGAAGGGCUGAACUGUGCCUGCAUGUACCUGUCCAUGACUAGGGAUCUCCAUCCCUUUAUCUCCCAUGGGACAGGCUAGAAAAUGCUGCCCAAGAUUAUCUGAGUCAGUCAUCAAAGGUAGAAUAGCUGGCUAUAGCAGGUGUGAAUGGGACAUUCUGAGUAUCAGCCAAAGGCUGCAUUAAUCGGGUCAGUACAGUAGAACCUGGUCAGUAUUGAACAUCCCUGAAAUGCUUAAAUCUAUUGGAAUAAAUUAUUGGGUGCUAGUGGGUUUACGGAACAGGCUGUAGGCAUUGGUAGAUACAGUGGGUACUGACAUUGUGCCAUGUGGGGUUCUACAUAUAGCACCAUUUCCAGAGCUUUCAGUGAAUUUUCUAUGAAAUAAAUUAUUUAUGAUGUACCACUGAGACAGUUGUAAACUGAACACCUUUAUACUGUUUCUAUUUUCUUUGAGGAAUAAUGUUAAUUUGUUUUUUAUUUUAUUUUAUUUCACACAAUCAUGCUUUGACAGCUGUCUGGGCCCAACGGGAUGAUUUUCUGUGAGUGUUUGCGUCAUCGCAGGUCGGAGCGACCUUGUAUCAGCACAUAUUAAUAAAAAACUAUUGAAAUUA